AUGCAAUGCGUCAUGGGAUUGAUUGAGUGGUUCUGGAUUGGCAACCCCAAACCUGUUGCAUUGCUUGAGGAUGGUACGCUAGAUAAAGCAAGGCUUGUGCAAGAACCUUUGCCCAGCAAGAAGCUGCGGAAGUUUCUCAUAUACGUGGAAUUUCAGCAGCACCAAGCACUCAUUGCAAAGAUGCUCACUCUCAAAGAAAAAGACUAUGUGACGUACAAUGGCUCUAUGGCUACCACCAAGCGUCAACGGGCUGUUGAGAAGUUUGCCAAUGACCCAUCAUGCCAAAUCAUGAUCAUCAGCAAUGUAGGCUCAGCUGGUCUCAACAUUACAGUUGGUGUACAACAUUCCUGGCAGUCUGCUAAAGUAUUUGAUGCUUCCACAAUGCCCUUACCCCCUUGUCAGCUGUUGGAGACAAGGAAAUCAAUUUCCAUAAUUCUCAAUUAA
Molecule: messenger RNA, 444 nt
Organism: Rhizoctonia solani
Lineage: Eukaryota; Fungi; Basidiomycota; Agaricomycetes; Cantharellales; Ceratobasidiaceae
Product: Helicase conserved C-terminal domain
Exons: 2
Coding region: 1-444 (147 amino acids)
Cellular component (GO): cytoplasm
Source: RefSeq, a predicted model, not a curated record